Molecule: messenger RNA, 4294 nt
Organism: Orcinus orca (killer whale)
Lineage: Eukaryota; Metazoa; Chordata; Mammalia; Artiodactyla; Delphinidae
Product: optic atrophy 3 protein
Exons: 2
Coding region: 393-932 (179 amino acids)
Biological process (GO): regulation of lipid metabolic process
Cellular component (GO): mitochondrion
Source: RefSeq, a predicted model, not a curated record
CCAUCCCUUGCUAUAUGGGAGGGCAGGGUGGUGAAUGAAUAUAGCUUCUGGACUAAUGGCAGGAGAGGAUGGACUUAAUAAGACAGUACAGAAUGAUAUAAAGUAGUAUUAAUAGUAAUGAGCACUAAGGUUGUUGUAGUCUUUCUGUAUAUUAAUUUAUUCUCCCCACACCCCGUGAGGUAGAUUGCCAUCCCUCACAUACUUAAACAGAUGAAGAAACUGAGCAGAGCUGUUAGGUAACCUGCCUGAGGGCACACAGGUGCUGAGUGGUAGAGCUAGGACCAGACUGUCUGGUUUUACUUUGCACUCCCCAUGCUCACCCCCAUCCCCAGUCUCUGCAGGCAGCCAUGCUGGAUCUCCCACUAGACAGUUAAUUCAUGUACAAGCCUUGAAUGCACCAACAUCCCUGCCAGCCAGGGGUCAUGAUCCCCAUUUUGAAAAAGAGGAAGUGGGGGUGCGGAGAGGUUGAGAAGCUUCCCCAAGCUCACACAGCAUUGUACCACUGGGUGGAGAUGCGGACCAAGAUGCGCAUCAUGGGCUUCCGGGGCACGGUCAUCAAGCCGCUGAACGAGGAGGCGGCCGCCGAGCUGGGCGCCGAGCUGCUGGGCGAGGCCACCGUCUUCAUCGUGGGCGGCGGCUGCCUGGUGCUGGAGUACUGGCGCCACCAGGCGCACCAGCGUCACAAGGAAGAGGAGCAGAGCGCCGCCUGGGACGCGAUGCGGGACGAGGUGGGCCGCGUGGCGCUGGCGCUGGAGGCCCUGCAGGCGCAGGUGCAGGCGGCGCCGCCGCCGGGCGCCCUGGAGGAGCUGCAGGCGCAGAUGCAAGAGGUGCGCGCCCAGCUCUGCGCCGCAGGCCCGCCGCCCGCGCCCCAGGCAGCAUCCACGUCCCAGGAAGUGUCCUCAUCCGAGGAAAAGGAGCCUGCCGAAGCCUGAACUUAGACGUGGCCCUGUGUGUCCUGAUGUGGCCUUCUCCCUGCGUUACCCCUACCUGUGCUGGCCCAGUGAAAACCACCGGGAUGUGGAUGGAACUUGGGUUAGGUCACCCCAUACCGACCCGUGGUACCUUCCCCUGCGACCAGCCCCCAGCAGGUGAAGGUUCCAACACAGCCCCCUCCAACCUCUGGCUCAUUUGGUACAGUCUGCAGUGCUGUCUCUCCAGCCCACUCCAAACCACAAAGACCUAUGGGGUCCCAGCCAGCAGGACAACGUGCUCACUCCUCCGGCAGAAGAAAAAAUGGAACCGGACUUGAGCCAGAUCGAUCUAUCAGCCCUCCAUCUACUUGAUCAGUGUUAACUUUUCCCGGGGACUCUUACAUCGGAAUACCUCCUUCCCUUUGUCAGUUGGUACAGGCUGUCGUAAGGAAGCGCAGUGUCUUUCAGUGAGCGUCUGCCUCUCCCACCUUCUAAGGUGGGCUUUCUCUGGGCAUCACUCCUCUUAUGAGGGAAAAAAAAAAGGGAUCUUGGCUUGCAGUUGAUCCAUCAAAUAUUACACCUUUCACCUUAACCUGAUCCGUGGUACCUUCCCCUGAGACGCUCAAACGGAGUAUUCCAACAGAACCCCCCUCAUCCUUCAAUCUGCGGCACAACCCACUGGAAUGGCUAUGCAGGGUCUCCUGGUAAUGCCCUACCAACCCUGCUUCUGGUGGAAAAUUUGAUCCUGUCUGUGGCUAGUCCGACCCGUCUUUCAGCCUCAGCCCCCUGUCAACCUGUCCUCAGAGUCCCUGGGCCUUUCCUGACAUGUCCUUUCCUACCUUCCCCACUGUUUCUUCAGUGGCCUCUCUCAGGGGACUGCCGGCCAUGAUCACAGCCCCCAUGUUCCGUCCGAUCUCUAGAUCUCUGUGCUGUUGCCUUCCUUCCCUGCAGCUCUGGACUGGUCCAGCUGUCCCCCUCCUGCCUCCGUAACCCCCUCUAUCCCACCGGGCUAGGCCACCAGUUGGUCUUAGCUUUGUUAUUUAGUUUCCAGGGCUGCCAUAACAAAUGACCACAAACUCGGUGGCUUAACACAACAGGAGUUUAUUCUUUCACAGUUCUGGAGGCCAGAGAUCUGAAAUCAAGGUGUUCGCAGGGUCACGCUCCCUCCACAGGCUGUAGGGGAGGAUCCUUCCUUACCUCUUCAGCUUCUCUUGGCCUCAGGCAUCCCUUGGCUUGGGCCCCCCUAUCUCCAGUCUCUGCUUCCAUCUUCACCUGGCCUUCUUUUGCUCUCUGUCUCUUGGAAAGACUCCUGUCGUUGGAUUCAGGGCUUACCCUAAAUCUAGGAUGAUUUCACUUCGAAAUCCUUAACUGAAUUACAUCUACAAAGACCCUUUUUCCACAGAAGCUCCCAUAACUUUCCCUGGGUUAGGAUGUGGACACAUCUUUUGGUGGGCCACCAUUCAACCCACUACACCUCCCCACCCCAGGAGUACGCUGGGACUCCUGCCAACCCCAUGGGGCAUUCAGGGAACCACAAGGGUGAGAGGAACAGUCCAGGAACCACCAUUCAUUACCUGGAGUCUCUUCCAGGACUCACCUCUGAAGCGGGAGGGGUCUGGACCCCACCAGUCUGCAUCCUGUCUUUCAGACUGUAGAUGUUUUCCAAUUAAAAGAGCCCUGGAGAGAGGAAGUCAUCUGAAGGGUGUGUCAGAGAAUCAUGAUCUGAUCUCCAAAAUGAGUACAAGCCUCAUUAAAAUUAGGAGAGAAGCUGGGAGAGUUCUGAUGGGGGUGAGUGGUAGAGCAUCGUCCAAGAUGGGGAAACUGAGGCCCAGCGGAAGCAAAGGGACUUGCCUGAGGCCAGCAAGCCAGUGAGGUGAUGAAGCAGUAAGAGUAGAGGCAGGGAGGGAGAUGGAGAAGGGAUGCAGGGUGCUUGAGGGUACUGGUACAGGGCAAGGAGGAAGAUGAGAGGGAGGUGGAUUGCUGGGAGAGGGGCAGAGAUCCCUACACAGAGGCCAAAGGCACCCGAGGGGCAGCAUUGAGAGUGUCAGAACAGCCCCAGAUUACACCCAAGAUCUUAGCAUUUAAUGAAUGAGGUUAGAUCCAUUCCACCUGGGCCCGUUUCCCAGCAGCUCUAGGUGAAGUGGGAGGGGCCAGCUUUCUCUCCCUCCCUCCCUCCCUCACCUCACUUCCCCAGCGGAGUGAAAAUACUCUGGACACAAGACCUCCCCAGAGAGAAAACCAAGAAACCAGGGUUCUGAAACAGCAUCUUAAUUCCUUCUAGAAGAGCCCCCUCUGAUGUAGAGGGAGCUGAGGGAGGUGGACCCCAGGUAGGGGUGUCUUUAAAAUUGGAAAUGACUUGAGUGGGUUAAAUGACGAGGGGAAGAAGGCAAGAGACAGAACUACCACUGGAUGAUGGGGUGAUUGAUGGAGCCAGGUGAGCAGGCUUAGUGCCUGUUGCCAUGGUUACCCCAGGGAAGUCCACUCUGGCACUGACACAUCCCUGGAGCACGGGUUGCCACAGGCCAGGGACUGUUUUACUGCCCUCCCCACAUCAUGUCAAUGUCAGUGACCCAUCUUGUCAAUAAGGUGUGGUCAUCAUCAAAAUAGGUGGAGUUUAUUGAGCUCUGGUUAGGUGCGGGGCACUGUUCUAGGUGCUUUACAUAGUCCCCAUAACAUUUUCUUUGUUGCCUUGAUGAGGAAACCGAGGCGCAGUGAGGGAAAAUCACCUACCCAAGGUCACACAGGCAGGGAAGAAGCAGAGGUGGGGUGUGAAGACGGGCAGUCUGAGUCAGAACCCGUAACCCCUGCGCCAUCCUGACCCUGACGUAGUGCUGCGCUCACAUCUCCGAGACUCAAAACUCAGCCCUGACGUGUACUUACGUGUGGCGAUACCUCGUGGGAUGCAUCCGCUUCACCCACUGGGUGGGGGUGGGAUCAGCAUGUGUGGAAGUGGAAAGAGUCCCCUCUCAAAAUGCACAAGGCCAGAGGAUGCUUCAUCGCUCUGGUUUCCUGCUAGCUAAAAUUUUGUAUACAUUUGUGACUUGGGGAGAGGGGUUAGAAUAAAUUUGUAAUCCAAAUUGGUUGUCUUCAAGUUGAUGCAUUUUUUCCCCAUAUUUAAAAAAAAGCCCCGUUAACCUGAGAAAAAAUAUCCUUCGUUUAUUCUUUCAUUCAAGAAACUGUCACCGAUGGGACUUCCCUGGUGGCGCGGUGGUUAGGACUCCACGCUCCCAAUGCAGGGGGCCCGGGUUUGAUCCCUGGUUGGGGAACUAGAUCCCCCAUGCAUGCCACAGCUAUAGAGCUGACGAGCCUCAACUAAGGAGCCCACCUGCUGCAACUAAGACCCGGCGCAACCGAAUAAAUAAAUAUUAAAAAAAAAAACAAAA